GAUUUGACAGUUGCAGGUCUCUAGCUGAUCCUUCAGUUGACUUCCUCAGUGGGGUCGAGACAGAGACGAUGGCGGCGGCUGCCUGCAGCCAGCACACCGCUGUCACUACCGCCACCGUUAGUGGCAAAAAACCGCAUGCUAACAGAGAACAUAGCCGGAGGAACCGUGAGAACUCUCGACGGAGACAAGCGGCUCUUUUGUUUCUCAGUAACAUCUCCCUGGACGGACGGCCGGUCCAGAGUAAUUCUGCUGAAAAUCAAGGAACCCGCCACCACAAACACAACGACUCGGAGGGAGCAGACUCCAGCUCUGCGGCGGGGGCUGCAGCCGGUUUGUGUCCGGAUAACAACAACAGUAGUAGCUACGGGACAUUCUCUAAUGUACCAGCUUCCGUAAGCAGCGGGACAGCCACUCAUUCCGCGGCACCGAGAACGGGACUCACCACCGUGCCGCCGAUUCUCGUCCUGCCGUCGGACACGGGCUUCAACGAUGUGGGGAGCACCGAGGUGUUGCUGGAGUGUCGCAGAGGCUCGUUUCCUUCCUCCGGUAACAGUAACCUGCUCUCGGCGUCCCCGUCCAACACCAGCCUGCUGCCGUCGCCGGUGGGACCGCGGAAGUCGUCCACUUUGCUGUCGGUUCAAAGCUGUAACUCGGUGUCCUCAGAGCCGCGACAAAGAACUCGUAACCUCUCCGGUGGUUCUCCCAGACCUCGACACACCAAGAAGAUUCAUUUCAUCAAAAAUAUGAAACAGUACGACACAAGAGGCAGCAGAAUCGUGCUCAUCUGUGCUAAGAGGUCUCUGUGUGCUGCCUUUUCUGUUCUUCCCUACGGAGAGAGCUUCUACCUCAGUGAUCCUUCAUUAAAUCACCCCAGGAGGAGACACUCGUCUGGAAACAUCUCUACCACCCUGGAAAUGCUGCCGGGGCUAGAGGGUUUUCACCUGGACACCUAUGGCAGGUCUGUGUCAUACGCACAGUUCCUGUACCCCACUAACGCGCUGGUGAGGCAGAAGCCGUCGUCUGCCAGCGACCUGACACUGCAGAUUCCCGUUUCCAGGAGCACACACAGCAUUCCAGGCAGGAGCUACCCGCCCAGCCGGCUGAACAGCACUGUGGGACUGGAUCUGGGUGUGGAGGAUGUGAUGGAUUAUGACCCCAACCUGCUCAGUGACCCCCAGUGGCCUUGUGGCAAACACAAACGAGUGCUGAUCUUCGCCUCUUACAUGACGACAGUUAUAGAAUAUGUCAAACCGUCUGAUCUGAAGAAAGAUAUGAACGAGACUUUUAAGGAAAAGUUUCCUCACAUUAAACUCACCCUCAGCAAAAUCCGAAGCCUGAAGAGAGAGAUGAGAAUGGUCGGGGAGGACUGCGGCCUGCAGCCCGUCACCCUUGCGAUGGCAUACGUCUACUUUGAAAAGCUGGUGCUGCAGGGGCGACUCAACAAGCAGAACAGGAAGUUGGUCUCAGCUGCAUGCAUCCUAUUGGCAGCUAAGAUCAGCAGUGACCUCAAGAAACAGGAAGUCAAACAUCUCAUUGACAAGCUGGAGGAGCGUUUCAGGAUCAGCAGGAGGGACCUCAUAUCAUUCGAGUUCACCAUCCUGGUCGCCCUGGAGAUGGCGCUCUACCUCCCAGAGAGCAAAGUCAUGCCACAUUACAGACGGUUGGUGCAGCAGCAGCAGGUAUAGCAGUGCCUGGCUUAGCAGCACUGCAGCACACUUCUCUGCCUCUGCAGAGAACCUCAGCACCUUCGAGCUCCAGCACUGUGAUGGAUCAGUUCUCAUGAUGCCUGGCUCAAAGGCUCAGAGGCCACCCAGAAAUCAUCCUCCUCUCUGUGCCCUACAUCAGACUUCAGCCACACUGUCGUGGCAGCAAACGGCUCAAAGACGUCACAGCAGAGAAAGAGUUCACUUCCUCUCCUCUGUGAAAAACCAAAGUGAUCACACACUGUGACUGACGGUUCAGUGACUGGAGGUCAAAUCCAUCACAACCCCUCAAAAUCAUGUCUCACGUAAAGGAGGAUUCAGGUUUUCUUCCUCCAGCAUUAUUUUUAUAGUGUAGGCCAUCAUAACUGUGGGUUUAAGAUGUGCAAAAAUUGUACAUGUAAAAAGAAAAACAAAAAACAGAGUGUGCACCUCGAAAAACAACAACAAAAGACAAAAAACAAAAAAGACAGAGGGAGAAAUUUACUUCUAACAAAACCAGAACUGUCUGACUUUCUAAAAGCCUUUCUCUAAACUCUGUUUUUUAGGUUCUUUAUUUUAGCUUUAUUAGAAAUAUUACGAGUAACACUGACAGCCACAUGCAUCAUGCAUCAGAUAAUCAUAUUUUUUAUGCCUGAAAGUAGUGCUGAGUGUUUUCAGCGACUGUAGCUCAGAUAUAAACCGUUAUGAGGAUGCUGCCAGUGACUGAAAAAGGCUGUGAGUUCUGUUUUUGAGAAGAGAAGCACUGUGGUUUCUUUUCUGGUUUGCUUCUGCUUUAUCCUUUAUGCUCAGACUUCAUGAAAUAAAUUUAUUGCAUGAAGUAUAAAUUUUUUUUCAAGCAGUCCAUCUGACUGCUUUUGAGUUAUCAGCCUGUAUUUGUUUUAUAAGGUUUAUCCUGCCCUGUUAUCAGGAUAUUUGCUCUCACACUCUCCGUUUCUGUGUCAUUUCUAAGCAUGAGCCAGCUUUACAUUCAAUGAUCUGUAUUCUGGCUUCAUGCCGUUCAGAGAGUGCAGAGGUCCUUUUGAACGAAGCUGUGAUGGGGGUUAGUGUUGGUACACAGAGCCCUCUAAAACAGAUGAGACAAACACUGCUGUGAUGCUCACUGUUCUCCAGUUGGUUUGCUUCUUUAAGGUAAAAUCAGCACUUUGCCCCAGAGUCUGUUUGUUGUGGUCUGCAGUUAAAGGCUGUCUCACUGCAGUUUUUGCAUUCGCUCCAGUUUUUGGAAUACGUGUCAGAAACAAGCAGCAACACAACUACAAACCACAGAUGAGACUGAUCUGGUUAAUAAUAGGAAGACGCACAAAGCGCUGAGUGUAACACUGCAGUUCACAGAAUGCACAUCAGAAUUUGUUAGGGUGUUAUUUUUGUGCCUCUAUUCUGAGCCCACGUAAAAAAAAUUUGCAAGCGCAAAUGUUGCAUUUUGAGCAAAGAAAAUUCAUUGCUGCGUGCAAGAAAUGUAUCUCAGUGUUUGCUGUUAUCCAUAUAUACACACACAAUAACAGCCCCUCUCGGUCAGUUGUUGGCAUUUGCUCUUGCUCAGAUCUCUGCUCUGUGUGUUGACAGACAUCUGCAGACCUGCUCUCAGUGUGUCGUUUGCACUCACAACAUCUCUGCUUCAUGCACGCUCGAUAAUAAUGCCAUAAUUUGUCUGUCACAUUAAAUAUGGAGCCUUAACAGAUACUUAACAUCUUGUUAAGUUGCAGUUCAAUUCAAUUCAAUUUUAUUUAUAUAGCGCCAAAUCACAACAGUCACCUCAAGGCGCAUUAUAUUGUACAGUAGAUCGUACAAUAAUAGAUACAGAGAAAAACCCA
Molecule: messenger RNA, 3511 nt
Organism: Oreochromis aureus
Lineage: Eukaryota; Metazoa; Chordata; Actinopteri; Cichliformes; Cichlidae
Gene: cables2b
Product: Cdk5 and Abl enzyme substrate 2b
Exons: 10
Coding region: 69-1685 (538 amino acids)
Biological process (GO): regulation of cell cycle
Source: RefSeq, a predicted model, not a curated record